This is a messenger RNA of Centropristis striata (black sea bass), 2316 nucleotides long. Its product is annotated as trichohyalin-like. Lineage: Eukaryota; Metazoa; Chordata; Actinopteri; Perciformes; Serranidae. The record is from RefSeq and is a predicted model, not a curated record. The transcript is spliced from 5 exons. Bases 11 to 1804 code for a protein of 597 amino acids.
UGAUUCCAGGAUGUUUCUGGUGAAUCCUCAGCUCGCAGACUUCAGUGCGCUGGUGGUCGUCCUCCUCCUCACCCACUGUUAUGGAGGUCAGUCUCAGGUGACUGGAACAUCUCAGCAAAUAGUGGCAAUGAUUGGUGAUGACAUCACUUUGCCAUGUCACCUGCCAACCUCUGUGGAUGCCACUAAUAUGGCUGUGGAGUGGACGAGGCCUGGUCUCACACCAAGAUUUGUCCAUCUGAGGCGAGACGGUUUGGAGCAUCAGCUGGAGGAGAACCCGCUGUACAAAGGGAGAACGUCGCUGUCCCCCAGCCAACUCAAGUGUGGAGACGUUUCACUGACACUCUCUAAAGUGAAACUCUCUGAUGCGGGAAGCUACGAAUGCCUCGUUCCCAAAUCUGGUUCAGGAUCUGUGGUCAAGCUUAUUGUGGGUUCUGUCUCGUCACCAGUCGUAGAGAUUUCCAAAGUCAGCAGUGGAGUGCUGUUAGUGUGUAAGUCUGCUGGCUGGUAUCCAGAGCCUGAGGUGUUGUGGCUGGACGCUGAGGGAAAGCUCCUCUCUGCUGGACCUACAGAGACAGUCAGAGGUCCUGAUGACCUCUAUACUGUCAGCAGCAGAGUGACUGUGGAGAGACACAGCAGCAGCUUCACCUGUAGAGUCCACCAGAGGGACACCAACCAGACCAGAGAGGCACAAAUCACUGUCCCAGCGGAUCUCUUCAUGGUCCAUGCUGGUACUGCUGCUCGCAUCAGUAUCUUCUUCACUGUGUGGAUCAUGUUUGUGGUUGUGGUUGGCCUCGUUUUAUGGAAAUUGGGACUGAACAAAACCAAAACCACUGACAGCAGCAUAGAACUCCAGCAGCUGAUGGGAGGAGAAGAAGGAGAGAGGCUGAUGACGAAAAGAGAAAGAAGUUCGUAUUUGGACAAUGCAAAGGCAAAACUUGAGGAGGAAUCACAGAAGAAUGAGGGAGAACUGAAACAUGUACAAGAUGUGAUUAUAACACUAACAGAACAGAAGAAUAAUCUGAAGAACCAGAGAGAGAAACUCAUCUCACUACAGCAGGAGGACAAGGUCCUGAUAGAGGAGAACAAGAAGGAACUGAUGGAGAUCGGAACAUUUACCUCUGAGAAAACAAAGAUGAAGCUUGAAAGAAACAGAGAUGAUUUGAAGAAGAGAAGGAGUGAACAUGAGGAACUGUUGAAGAACACAGACACACUACUGGAGACGACAGAAGAGAUGAUUAUCAGAAUGACAGAAAGGAAGGGGAAACUAGAGAGAGACAAAGAGAAAAUAAAUCAACACCUGAAAGAGAUAGAGAGACAGAGACAGAGAGAAGAGAUUCAGAAGAAGUUACAGUCAGAACCGUCAGAUAGAGAUGAGGAGCAAUUAAAUCGACAGGUGAAAGAGACAGAGGGAGAGGACAUUCAGAGAGGGAAGUCAAACAAAGGAGUGAUUCAAGAGACAAGGGAGAUGAUUAAUAGAAUGAGAGAAAGGAAGGAGAAACUAGAGAGAGACAAAGAGAAAAUAAGUGAAGACCUGAAAGAGGUAGUGAGUCAGAGAGAGAAGACAGAGAGAGAAGACACUGAGACUGUCCCUCUGACUACGUCAGAACAGUCAGCAGGAGAAGUUGAAGUAAAGGAAGGGGAAACUACAGAGGGACAAAAAGAAAAUGAAUCAAUACCUGAAAGAGAUAGAGGGACAGAAAAAGAAGGUUCAGAAGAAGUUACAGAGAGAGAUGAGGAGCAAUUAAAUCAACCGCUGAAAGACAGAGAGAAGACAUUCAGAGAGGGAAGUCAAACAAAGAAGUGAUUCAAAGGAUGUUUCAGCCACAACAGUCAGAGAGAGAACAUAAAAGAAAUAAUGCAUCAGGUGAUGAUAUCAGCACGAUCGCGUAAAAUAUUGUAUGUACUCAUUUUAAAUCCAUAAUCAGGUUUCUAGAUUUCAGUUCAGCACUCCCUUGUGUCCUUGUUCUAAAGAAAUAGUUUCAGGGCGUUUUUUCUUCUCUUUUUACAUUUUCCUCUCUGUGUACUUGUAUUUCACUGCAAUAUAUAAAUCUCUAUAAAUCUAUAAGUCCUGCAGCUCUGUGGAUUCAGCACAAUCAGAACAACUCAAACAUGUCUUAGUGCAGAAAAACACAGUUAGAAUGACAGAAAUCAGAAAAAAAAGCUGAAUUUCUCUGAUAAGUUAUUUUUCUAAAAAUGUGAUUGAAAUAUAAUCUCUUUUUGUAAACAGUUUGCAGUUCUGUAUGAUUUUAUUUGAAAGUUUACUUCUGCUGAGAAUAAACUGUUUUAAUAGAAAUAUGAUAAUUUUAGACUUUUAUG